ACCCGACUCCGUUCCAGUUCCGCUUCACCACCACCACCACCACCUCUCGCCGCCGCCUACAGAUGGCAGCCAAAAUCGGCCCAUCUCUGUUCUCUUUGUUCCUAUUUUUCCUCCUCCUUAUCCUCUCCUUCUCCUCCACUGCGCGGUCCCAGUCGCCGUCGACCAACGAGCGGCGGCUCCUCCUCCGCAUCCAGCAGGACUGGGCUGACCCCGUCCUUGACUCCACCUGGAACACCUCCUCCUGGCCCGGCGUCGACUUCUCCGCCGACGGCUUCGUCAUCAACAUUUCCCUCUCCAACAACUACGACCCUAGGCUCUCCCGCCCUAUCCCUGCCUCCCUCUGCUUCCUCCGUAAUCUCACCCACCUCGACCUCAGCUACAACAACAUCCCUGGUGAGUUCCCCGUCGCCCUAUACAACUGCUCCUCCCUCAGCUACCUCGACCUCUCCCAGAACCGCUUCGUUGGCGUCGUCCCCGCCGACGUCGACCGCCUCUCCCCUCUGCUCACCCACCUCGACCUCUCUUCCAACAACUUCUCAGGCGACGUCCCGCCAUCCAUCGGCCGGUUCCCGGCGCUUCGCUCGCUGAUCCUCAACAGCAACCUCUUCAACGGAAGCUUCCCCAAAGAAAUCGGCAAUCUCUCCAAUCUCGAAACCCUCUCCCUGGCCUACAAUCCCUUCGCUCCGAUUAGGGUUCCGGCGGAUUUCGGCAACCUGACGAAGCUCACAUUCCUCUGGAUGACGAGCACCAACAUCGUCGGAGAGAUCCCGAUCUCGCUCUCCAAUCUAACCGGGUUGGCUCUAUUGGACUUGUCGAUGAACUCGCUCACCGGCCAAAUCCCUAGCGGAAUGUGGAGGAUUCCCAAGCUGGAGUAUUUAUAUUUGUAUAUUAACAAUUUAUCCGGACCAAUCGUCAUCGACGGAUCGAUCGCCCCGGGCCUUAACGAGAUCGAUGUGUCCAUGAACAAAAUCAAUGGUUCUAUCCCUGAAGAAUUCGGGAACUUGCAGUACCUCUCUGCUCUCUUCUUGUACUACAACCAAUUGUCCGGCCAGAUACCGGCCAGCAUAGGCCGCCUCCCGUCUUUGACAGAUCUCCGUCUCUUUGGCAACUCGUUGACCGGCGUCCUGCCUCCGGAAUUGGGGAAGCACUCGCCGCUGUGGAACUUCGAGGUCUGGGACAACAGGAUAUCCGGCGAAAUCCCUGAAGGGCUGUGCAACGGCGGCGAGUUGAACUCCAUCGUGCUCUUCAAUAACAAUAUGAGCGGGCGGAUCUCGUCGUCAAUCAGCAAAUGCUCCAAGCUCAAUAAUAUCCAGUUGUAUGGAAAUCACUUCACCGGCGAUGUUCCAGCCGGGCUGUGGUCGGCGGUGAAUCUGACGAUUGUGAUCCUGCGGGAUAACUCUUUCUCUGGCGGAAUCCCGAGUUCGCUCCCAUGGAACCUGACGAGGUUGGACAUCAGCAACAACCGGUUCAGCGGCCAGAUCCCGAGCUCUGCCUACAACCUCUUGGUGUUCAACGCGAGGAACAACGCCUUCUCUGGCCACCUCCCGACGAGCAUGGCUGGGCUUCCGAGGCUCCAAACGCUCGCCCUCGGUGGCAACGCAAUCGGUGGAAGAAUCCCGGCAGAUGUAUCGGUGCUGAGAUAUCUCACGGGACUCGAUCUCAGCCGCAAUCAGCUCAGUGGCGAGAUCCCGUCGUCGAUUGGGGAUCUUGUAGUGCUCAAUUCACUCGAUCUGUCCGUGAACCAGCUCACCGGUUCGAUCCCCUCGGCGAUGGGCGUCCUCAGGUUCUCCUUCCUGAACCUCUCCUCCAACAGCUUCACCGGCGAAAUCCCGGCGGCGCUACAGAGUGGGGCGUACGACCGCAGCUUCCUCGCGAACCCCGGGCUCUGCGCCGCCAGUGGCGGCGUUCUUCUCAACGUGCCCGCCUGUCACCGCGGCGGCAGCGGUUCCAGCGGACUCGCCUACCGCCUCCGCAUCCUGUUCUUUAUCCUGGGAGCGGCCGUGUUACUGAUGGUGACGGCCUUCGCAGCCUUCGUCUAUCGGGACCAGAAGAAGCGUAGGAGAUCUCCCGGAGGCUACGACGAUGACCUCUCUCGUUGGAAGCUGACCUCGUUCCAGGCGGUGGACUUCACCGAAUCCUGCAUCCUCCGUGGCAUUAAGGAGGAGAACGCGAUCGGCAGUGGAGGCGCCGGGCAGGUCUACAAAGUCGCCCUGGGUAACCGCGCUGGCGAGGUCGUGGCGGUGAAGAAAAUCUGGAACACCAAGAGGCUGAGCAACAAUCUCGAAAAGAGCUUCCUGGCCGAGGUGGAGAUUCUCGGCUCCAUUCGCCACAAGAACAUCGUCAGUCUCCUCUGCUGCAUCUCCAGCGCUGACUCGAAGCUGCUCGUCUACGAGUUCAUGGAGAACCAGAGCCUCGACAAGUGGCUACACGGAAACCGGGGGCCCCUAGACUGGCCGCGACGGCUCGAUAUCGCCAUCGGAGCUGCUCGAGGACUCAGCUACAUGCACCACCAAUGCUCGCCGCCAGUCACCCACCGCGACAUCAAGUCGAGCAACAUACUUCUCGAUCCCGACUUCGACGCCCGGAUCGCCGACUUCGGGCUCGCUCGGCUGCUGGUUAAUCCCGGCGAGCCGGACACGGUCUCUGUCAUCGCCGGCUCCAUCGGCUACAUGGCCCCUGAAUGUGGUUACUCGAGGCGAUUGAACGAGAAAGUGGACGUGUUCAGCUUCGGCGUUGUUCUUCUUGAGCUGACGACCGGAAGAGAAGCGAGCAACGACGGCACGGAGUGCAACUUAGCGGAGUGGGCGUGGAUGCAGUUCCAAGAAGGCAGGAAUCUGAGCGAGGUCGUUGACCCGACCAUGGGAGACGACUCGCCGUACACGGAGGACGUCACGACCGUCUUCAAGCUGGGUCUCCUCUGCACCGAUACUUUGCCUUCGAGGCGUCCCUCCAUGAAGGAGGUCUUGCAGAUGUUGCUAGAGUGCAACCGGCCGUGGGCCGCCGGAGGAAAGGCUGACCGCAUUCGGGCGCCGCACCUCUUGUCGCAGAUCAAGUCCGGUAGUCAACUCAAGGAGUCAACCAUUGUUGACGAAGUGGACGAUGCCACGAUUUCCAUCAACGUUUGGGGCGAAGAGGAAGAGAGAUUGCAACCGCUUUUUAUCCCUAGGCUUUUAUUACAAGCUGCAGAGUAGAUUAAAGGAGCUCUAGAAAUGGUGACAGGAGCAAGUAUUUAAGGUUUAGGGUUUCAGUCCCAGAACCUAUUAUUUCUUCGGUUCAAGUCCGAGUUCAAGAGGUGAGAUCCAGUAUGAGUAAUCAUGGUUGAAUAUCUCCGGCCGGUUGGAUACUAGUCGGUUCAACUUCUUUCAGGUUAGACACUUCGAGUCAGGUUUUAAUCAACCAAUUGCCUUUAGGUCGGACUUUAAUAGAUCGACUGCCUUCAUGUCAACACUCUGAGAUGCCGAGUAGAGAGGGAAGCUUCCAUAAAAGGUCUAUGAAGACUCAAACAAACUGUUAGGUGGACCGUCGAGUCAGGACUUGAUUCGGCCAUUCCGAUACUAAGUCAGACAUUAGAGAAAAAGUGGAGUAGUAAAUUAUGAGAUUGCUUAUGUUGAUG
Molecule: messenger RNA, 3613 nt
Organism: Zingiber officinale
Lineage: Eukaryota; Viridiplantae; Streptophyta; Magnoliopsida; Zingiberales; Zingiberaceae
Product: receptor-like protein kinase HSL1
Exons: 2
Coding region: 63-3191 (1042 amino acids)
Biological process (GO): protein phosphorylation
Molecular function (GO): protein binding; protein kinase activity; ATP binding
Source: RefSeq, a predicted model, not a curated record